Molecule: messenger RNA, 492 nt
Organism: Cynara cardunculus var. scolymus (artichoke)
Lineage: Eukaryota; Viridiplantae; Streptophyta; Magnoliopsida; Asterales; Asteraceae
Product: basic blue protein-like
Exons: 2
Coding region: 1-492 (163 amino acids)
Cellular component (GO): plasma membrane
Molecular function (GO): electron transfer activity
Source: RefSeq, a predicted model, not a curated record
AUGGCGACGACUCAUUUGAUCAUCGUUUUCAUUGCAACACUCGGUGUUCUCGCAAGUGCAAUCUCUGCCAAGGAAUACAUUGUUGGGGAUGAAAGCGGUUGGACUCUCGGUUUCGACUAUCAAAGUUGGGCCAAGGAUAAAGUUUUCUUCGUUGGAGAUACACUCGUGUUCAAUUAUGCGUCUGGCACACAUACAGUGGUGAAAGUAAACGGGACUGGUUUCCAACAAUGUAUCGUCUCACCAGCCAUUGGAACCUUGACAAGUGGACAAGACGUUGUUCCCCUUCAAACCCCUGGAAGGAAAUGGUACAUUUGUGGUGUUGGAAAACAUUGCGAGUCAAAAAACAUGAAACUGGUCAUCACGGUUUUGCCACUGACGAUGGCUCCGGCUCCAAGCCCAAUGGCAACAUCGGCAUCUAGCAAAUUGGUGAUAUCAACAUUCUAUGGCUCUGCAGCUGCAUUGUUCGGCAGUCUUUUAUUGCUCUUUCUUUGA